UGAGAGGGCUAAUAUCGUAAUUUGAUAAGCUUCCUUCCUUUCCUUCUUUCUUUCUUAUUUGCGAUCUGGAAGCCAGUUGUAGCAGACACCCAAGAGACUCUCAACAGAAAAAGAAAGAAACACAGACACAGCAGCUCUCUCUCUCUCUCUCUGUUUCUCUGUCUCUAAUCCUUGUAUAUCUUUCAAUAUACAUAUAUGUUAUUACAAAAAAUUGGGAGAGAAUAUGAAAAAAAUUAUAUAUAAAUAAUAUAUUUAUUGUAAUAAAUAAUAUGUAGUACUACAUGUAAAAGAAGAGAAAAAUAAGGCAGGCCGCCGUAGAGAAAGGUUGAUCGACUGGAGGGAAAGGAAUCGGCCGUGUUGUAAGGUGAGAAUCUGAGAGAUCGAUCGGACAAAAAUCGGCGAUGGGUGGAGAUUUAGGCGGAAGCACAAUCAGCAGCAGCAGUUCAAGCUCAGACUCAUCGUCGGCUCGAGCCGGCUUGGCGGAGCCGCAGUAUGUAAAGGCGAAGACGUCGGUUUGGUGGGACAUAGAGAACUGUCAGGUUCCCAAAGGCUCUGACCCCCACGCCAUAGCUCAGAACAUCAGCUCCGCCCUUGUCAAGAUCAACUACUGCGGCCCUGUUUCAAUCUCUGCUUACGGCGACACUAACCGCAUCCCUGCGUCUGUACAGCACGCGCUCUCUAGCACCGGCAUCGCUCUUAACCAUGUCCCCGCCGGCGUGAAAGAUGCGAGCGAUAAGAAAAUCCUAGUUGAUAUGCUGUUCUGGGCCGUAGAUAACCCAGCCCCUGCAAAUUAUUUGCUUAUAUCUGGUGAUAGGGACUUCUCUAAUGCCCUUCAUCAGCUGCGAAUGAGAAGAUAUAAUAUUCUCCUAGCACAGCCGCAAAAGGCUUCUGCACCCCUCAUUGCUGCCGCAAAGAGCGUAUGGCUAUGGACGAGCCUCUCUGCUGGUGGCUCUCCACUUUCAAAUGGUGAAUCAUCUCAGCUUGCUAAUGGUAACCAUUCCUUUAACCCUGAAACGUUGCAGCACCCAGGGUCUGAACCUUUCCAGACAAAUCAGCCGAUGAUUUAUCACGAAACCCUUUCUUUGGGAAAUCAGAAGCCCAACACCAUUGGAAGGACUGGUGAUCCUAAACUUAAAGGGAAACUGGUUAGGAAAACUUCAAAUCAGCCUAUCAUAUCGAGGGCCCCAAAUGUGCCAGUUGUGACUCAAGAGAGUAAGAACACUGAUCACCCUUACCAACAAGAAUAUGCACAGGCAAAGCAGUUUAAGAAAGCACCACACGAAUACUUUGGUCCUAAUGAGCCUGUAGUUUCUGCUAGCAGGUCUACUACUACAAAUUUCUUCCCUGGCAACUCUGAUCCUUCAGGUGGUAACGUCUAUAAUCUUCUAGGCAAUCCUCAAAGUCACUAUCCUCCGCCUUUGAGGCCAAACAACUUCCAUAUGCAGCCUACUUUUGGACAAGAUAAUCUACAUCCCCCUAACUUUCAUAAUCAUGGUUUUCGGCCUGUUCCUACCAGACCCGAUGGCCCUAGAUUUUCUUCAGCUCCACCUACAAAUAUUCCUGAUGUUGGUAAGUUAGGAAUCUUGGAAUACAGCAAUUAUGUUCAAAAUCCACAAAAUUUCCACCAUCGAAAUGGAGAAGAGUGUAAACCGAGGCCUGCCGAUAAACCGAGGCCUGCCGAUAAACCAAGGCCUGCCGAUAAACCGAGGCCUGCCAAUAAACCGAGGCCUGCCGAGUCAGCAAAUUCAGCUAGCUUAAAUAUAUCCCAAAAAGGCCAUAAUUUCAAUGGUGGUCAAGCAUUUCAUCAUGAUGCGAUUAACAAUAGGUACCCUCCUGGUUCUGAUUAUGUACCCGUGUCAUCCUCCCCUGUUGUUGCAAACAGUGUCUCUAGUAAUGGUAUCUGGGGAACCCAAGGAUGUGCACCGCCACCUGAGUAUGUUCAAGGUCUUAUUGGUGUUAUCUUACUUGCCUUAAACACCCUGAAAGUUGAAAAAAUUAUGCCUACUGAAGUCAACAUUACUGAUUGCAUUCGAUAUGGAGAUCCAAAACACUGCAACACUGAUGUAAAGAAAGCUUUGGAUUGUGCAAUAGAACAGCAUAUGGUAGUGAAGCAAAACUUAGGUGCAGUGCAAUUAUAUGUUGGUAAAAAUGAGAAACUAUGGAAGUGUGUGAACCUUAUAGGUGGUAAUGUCAAUCAUUAUCCAAAACCCAUGUGGGACAGAGUAGAAAAGUUUCUAGCUUCUUCAGCUGGACGAUCUGCACUACUGGCUUCUCAAUGCAGAUAUGAGGCAGCUUUGAUUCUAAAAAAAUCAUGCUUAGAAGAACUUUCCUUGGGCAACGUACUCCAGGUCUUGAAUAUGAUCGUCUCCAUGAAGAAAUGGAUCAUGCAUCAUCAGUCGGGAUGGAAACCAAUUACUAUUACCCUUGCAGAGACUCAAACUGAUAUAGGUACUGAAACUAGUGCCUGAUUUAAUCAAGAAUUGUUUUGGUGCUGGAAAAGUGGCCUUGGCUUUACUUUGGUUUUGGCAGCCAUAAACAUUUUAUUGGGACUUCUGAGGAUUGUGGAUCACAUUUAAAGAGCUAUAGUUAUUGAAUAUCUAUAAAACUAAGGGAGAGGGAACUUUUAGAUUGUGCGCAAAGUACGUAGAAAAUAAGUAGGCUGGACAUUCUUUUUUUUUUUUUUUUUUUUUUUUUUUUUUUGCCUUUUUGUUUGUGUGGUUACUAUGGGGGUUCUACUGAAUGAAAACCUACUAUGGGUGAGGUCACCUAUUACCUAUCUCAGCGAGCUGUGGCUGCAGAGAUGCAGUUAUCAGCUGCCUUUUUUAUGAAGGUGCACAUCUGCAUUGUGGGGAUUUUAUGCAUGACAAGUUGAUUGGUCGGGCACUUUGGCCUAAAGCGGGACUUUUAGACCAUAGAUAAGCAAGGAUGGCAUCGGGAAGUAUUACUGGGCAAGUACUUAGCUGUGGUCAAAGUUUUAGUAUCUUACCAUCUGGAAGGGAUUAUGUGGUUAUGUUUUGAAGACAUAUGCAAAUUGCCUGUGGGAUUAGCAUUAUUGAACACUAGUUCAUACUUGGAUAAUAUGAACUAGAGGAACAGGUUCUAUGUCGGCCAUUGUUUCAACACAGUGCAUAUUAUUUAAUUAAACAUCAGGGGAAGUUGGAGGGAAAAAGCUUGAAGCGACUAAAUAGACAUUGAUGGAGCAUACUACACUCACAUGUUAAAUCUUCUUUCAUGGGAGGCUGCUGUAAGGGCGGUUGUGGAAGGAUGUUACAGAACAACAUUCUGCAAAUACAUGCCUGUAAGUCUGCCUACAAUUUCUGAAAUACGAAGGAUGGAAUUCGAAUUUUUUUAAGUGCAUAGUGUUGGAAAGGUACUUUACUCUAGUAGUCUUCUAUUUGGAACUGUUUGUAUGAAUCAUCCUUCUGUUCAGGACAAUCCAGGGUGAAUAAUAGUUACAUAAAUUUGGAACCGACAUUUCAACCUUUCAUGUUGUUAUAAGGUUCAGGUUCAAGCUUUGAUUGAUAGGUACAGGUUGGCUUGAACCAGGAACUUGAAAUUUGUGAAUGCUUAUAAGUCCUUGUAUAAAUUGUCGUUGAAGCAAUUUAAUAAUGUAAGGUUAGGUUUUGUUUGUCCGUAGUUCGCAUUAGUUACAAAUGCCGAGUCGGGAAUGUUUAUUCAAUGUUGUUGAUGAAAGUUUAUGUUAUGAUGUAUUGAACUUUAUACCUGGCUUUCAGUUGGGUAUGUUUAUUCAAUAUUUGUCGAUGGAGGUUGAAUUUUAUA
Molecule: messenger RNA, 3780 nt
Organism: Ziziphus jujuba (common jujube)
Lineage: Eukaryota; Viridiplantae; Streptophyta; Magnoliopsida; Rosales; Rhamnaceae
Exons: 3
Coding region: 402-2468 (688 amino acids)
Biological process (GO): regulation of gene expression
Cellular component (GO): peroxisome
Molecular function (GO): RNA nuclease activity
Source: RefSeq, a predicted model, not a curated record